Messenger RNA from Rotaria sp. Silwood2, 913 nucleotides. The record is from the annotation of a GenBank genome assembly. NCBI's taxonomy places the organism in Eukaryota, Metazoa, Rotifera, Eurotatoria, Philodinida, Philodinidae.
AUGGACAACUAUUUCUGCAAGAAUGUCGAUGUUUCAGCGUCAAACAACGUUUUAACGUCAAACAGUGCUACUAAGAUUACUAGUUCAGGCAUUAAACUAACACCAGUAAUGGAAAUACGUUUACUUGUCAUCGGAUUAACUGGUUCAGGCAAAUCGUCCAUGUUAAAAGCGUUAUUAAAUAGACAUUUUGAUGCAUCCUCGAGUGGAGCCUCAUCGUCUAAAAUGUUGUUUACGCCUUAUCAAUCAUUGAUCGAACUAACCACAACAUCACCGAAGUCAGGAGAAGACACAAAUACAGGUGAUAAUAAUAAUGGUCAUGAUAGUUCGGCUUUCGGACAAAAAUUUAUUAUCAAAGCAUGUGAUACCCGCGGUUUAAAUGAUCCAAAUCACAAAGAUGAAGAUACAUUUGAAGCUAUAAGAACGCUUUAUUCCUCAGAAUUUAAUUUAGUUAAUCAUAUUUUCAUUUGUUUUAAAUUGGAUCGUAUACGAGCAGAUGUACACAGUAGUAUUGUUAAUCUAAUUGGUUAUCUUAAAAAGUCUAGUUUUAAAUCAGAAAAUAUAUCUAUUGCACUUACAUUUUGUGAUGGGUAUCGUCAAGAAGAGAUUGAUACUUAUAUACAAGAAAUGAAAGAACAUCCAGUUUGUGGUGAACUGUUUCGAAACGAUACGAAAAUUUUCAUUGUUACAUUACCUGAUUUAUCAAAAGUGAAUGAUAGAUUUCGUCAAGUAUUCGAAGAAGAUCGUGAUAAUAUUAUUAAUAACUUAAUUAACCAUUUAACCAAGCACGUCGAACCGGUAAAAAUCAUUUCACAUGAACAUUUUGAGGAAGCAGUAUUAGCGAAAGCGAAACAGUUAAACGAUGAAGAAAUAAAAAACCAAAAACAAGAAAAUGAACAGUUAACAGAAAAACUAG